Ostertagia ostertagi is the source of this 432-nucleotide messenger RNA. The record is from the annotation of a GenBank genome assembly. Lineage: Eukaryota; Metazoa; Nematoda; Chromadorea; Rhabditida; Trichostrongylidae.
AUGAAGGCAAAUUGUCUCUUUGCUACUCGAUUUCCUUUUAUUCGUAGAUUGUUCAAAAAGAAUUACAAAACGCUGCGCGCCAAUGGAGAGAAUUCACUGCCGACUAUUUCGAAUGCAAUUCUAAUUGCUGGUCAGACAUUAGCAGAAUCACGAGAGCCUUGCGUUGUUCGACUAGCGUCGCAAGUGUUAGCUGUGAUUGCAAGUCAGUCUACUUCUUAUGGAGAUGAAGCACCUCGCCUUCUUCUUGCCAGUCAUGGGCCGGUACUCGUCAAGACAAUAUUCCUUCGUAUCCAAGUCGAGCUCUUGCGUCCUACUGUCGAGUAUUUGGCUGAAGUGCUAUUUUUCUUCGCUAAGGAGUUUUCACAAGAAACAAGAAACGUGAUAAACGGACUAGAACAUGGCGACUCCCCUCUUGUGGCAGCAAUGUUUAGA